Messenger RNA from Sorghum bicolor (sorghum), 1754 nucleotides. Its product is annotated as fasciclin-like arabinogalactan protein 8. The coding region runs from base 299 to 1477 and encodes 392 amino acids. The transcript has a single exon. NCBI's taxonomy places the organism in Eukaryota, Viridiplantae, Streptophyta, Magnoliopsida, Poales, Poaceae. The record is from RefSeq and is a predicted model, not a curated record. Gene Ontology annotation, cellular component: plasma membrane.
ACCAAAUGGUGAACGCCGAACGGGGCCCCCGAAUGGCAGCCUCAAACGCCGCUGCCGUCGUCCCGACUCGCCAACGGUGCUCACCUCGUUAGUCGCCAAGAGGCCAACGCUGUCCAGCCUGGUGUAUCACCAUGUGUGUAUUGAGCCAAAACCUCACCAACCUCGCAAACCAAGCCUAUAGUUAAUUAGCCAAUAGCCAGUGGCCUGUGACAGGCUAGCAGCAGCUCUGCUCAUCAGUCAUCACUAGCUCGUCUUCGCCUUCCUAUCAGGGUGUGUAGUGUGUGUGUGAGAGAGAGCCAUGGCGACGCAGCGGCUCGUGGCGGCGCUGGUGGCCUGCCUCCUGGUGCUGGCGGCGCUGCCGGUGCGCGGGCGCAACAUCACGGCCAUCCUGCAGGGGUACAAGGAGUACAAGCUGUACAACCAGUACCUAUCGGAGACGAAGGUGUGCGACGAGAUCAACUCGCGGCAGUCGACGUCGAUGACCAUCCUGGUGCUCUCCAACGACGCCAUGACGACGCUGGCCAAGGACGCCGGGGACUCGCUCCCCGCCAUCAAGAACGCGCUGCGCCUCCACUCGGUGCUCGACUACUACGACCGCAAGAAGGUGAAGAAGUACGGCGACGAGAGCGCCGCCACGCUGUACCAGGCCACGGGCGACGCCGCGGAGACCACGGGCAACGUCAAGGUGGUGGACCAGGAGGACAAGAACUACGGCUUCUCGGCGGCCACCGCGGGCGCCAGGAUCUGCACCGUCACCAAGGAAGUGGAGACGCACCCGUUCAAGUUCGCCAUCCUCGAGGUCACGGCGCCCAUCGAGUUCGACGGCCUCUUCGACGUCCCUUCCACCGCCAACCUCACCCGCCUCCUGGAGCGCGCCGGCUGCAAGGUGUUCGCGUCGCUGGCCGCCUCCACGGGCGUGCUCAAGUCGUACGAGGACGCCAUGGACAAGGGCCUCACCCUGUUCGCCGUCAACGACGACGCGUUCAGCGCCAAGGACGUGCCUGACGUCAAGACCAUGUCCAAAGCCAACCUCACCAAGCUCCUCCAGCUCCACGCCCUGCCUUCCUACAACACCAAGACGUCGCUCAAGUCCGUCAAGGGCUCGCUCCGCACGCUGGCCCCCAAGGACGACGUCAAGGUGGUCGCCAAGGGCGACGACGUCUCGCUCGACACCGGCAAGACCAGGUCCCGCGUCGCGUCCACGGUCGUCGACAGCGUCCCGUUCUGCCUCCUCACCAUGGACAGCCUCCUGGUGCCGCCGGAGCUCUACGUCGGCGCUCCGGAGGCGGCACCGGCGCCUGCGCCGGUGGACGCGCCACAGGGGUCCCCGCCCGCGGCGGAUGCACCGUCGGUGGCAGCGGACCACGCGGACCACAAGUCCAAGAAGUCUACGGCGUCGUCCGCCGUCGCGUCGCGCCCGGUCGCCGCGCUCGCCGCGACGGCCGUGUGUUCCGUCGUGCUCGCGUCCCUCUUGUGAUUGCGACGCAAUGCAACUGAGAGAACAUUUUGGCUACCUCCGGCUGCUGGCAGCACAUCCAUCCACUGUUGCUUGGCAGCUCCUCCGAUCUCUACUUCUGCCUCCUCCAAUCCAAGCAGAUACCCCGUUUCCCUGUGAUCUCUCUCCUCCGCUCUGUUCCGGCCGUUGGUUGAUUGAAUUUGUUGGUGCAUUGCCAUUUUCCCAUGUAAUUUGAGCAAAAAAAAACAUGUACAUUUCCCCCGGCAACGUAUCAUAUGCAACUCAUCUUCGUGUGCAA